Synchiropus splendidus (mandarinfish) is the source of this 5479-nucleotide messenger RNA. RefSeq names its product centrosomal protein 152 (gene cep152). Lineage: Eukaryota; Metazoa; Chordata; Actinopteri; Syngnathiformes; Callionymidae. Gene Ontology annotation, cellular component: centrosome. The transcript is spliced from 28 exons. The record is from RefSeq and is a predicted model, not a curated record. The coding region runs from base 322 to 5157 and encodes 1611 amino acids. Gene Ontology annotation, biological process: centriole replication.
UCCAGAUCUUCGAGACAACAAGCAGCCGGUUAGCGAAAGUUAGCAGUUACGGUAGCUUCAGAAGCGGGUUAUACCCAACGUUUAAACAGUAGCCGUUCGUUGUCGCUCGGUUGGCUAACUAACGUGCAUAUUGACAUAGCGGAACAUGUGCAUUGCUCAGGGGAGGUUUGCUUUUCAUCGUUUGGAAUCACUUAGCUGAGCUAACGGGUUAGCUAGCCUCACUGCGUUGUCACCCAAACAUGCUCGGCUCUUCUUGAAACGCAAAGCGUUGCUUGAAAACACAGUGGAGUACCUUCGUAGCAACCUAACAGAAGCUCCAUCAUGUCCAUUGACUUUGACAGUGCUGCUCUUCAAACCCAACACGAUGAAGAGGAGUACGACCAGGAGGACUACGCAAGGGAGCAAGAGCUGCACAAAUUGCUAACAGACCUGCCAGAUGACAUGCUGGAGGACAGCCAAGACUCCUCCUCUCCAGAGCUCGAGUACUCCACCUGCAGCAAUAAAAACCCUGGAAACAGUCCGCAGUGGAAUCACCAAUGGUCAGACAGACAGAAGCCCAUCUCUAACGACCAGAACUUUCCUGCUGAGUACAGUCAAGCCCCGGGCCCAUAUCCCUAUAGAGAUGAAGGGGCUCCACUUGGCGGGAUUAAUUCUCACCCUCACACAAAAACACUGCCUCCGACCUGGAACCAUCAGUCACAGGGUCAACGAUUCAUCCACACCAGUGCAGACAAAUCCAUUUUGUCGAACGACUUCUCAACAGAUGAGACAUAUGAGUCUCAUACUUAUCCUGUUGUCAGCAGCAACCAAGGGGUCUUUAAUAGAGAUGAAGGACGUGGAGAAGACUGUGGGGAUCAAAUUCAGCAGAUGAACGCAGGUGAUGGGGACAGAGGCUCAGAUCAAUACAAGGCCAGCUACAACUCUCGCCACCCUGCUCACCAAGCAUUUAAUUCCCAGGAACAGCAAUUGGACCAUUUACAGAGAGAAUUCCUUGACUCAACGCAAAAAACCGCAGAAAAAGAGCAGCUUGCCCAGCUGAAGAUUUUAAACCAAGCUCAACAAAGACAAAUUAAAGAUAUGGAGCAAAAAAUGGAGGACUCUAUGCGAAGCCAUAGAUACCUGGAGCAUCAGUACACAAUGAUUAAAGAUGACAGAGAUGGACUUGCAGCCAGUCUUAAAGAAUCAAGUCGACUCGUUCAAGAGUACAAGGAAAGAGAGCUCAAGAUGCAAAAAAUACUGAAAACAAUGGAGCAACAAAUUCAAACUUUGGAUGAAAGAGAUCAGGAGCAUGUUGAGAAGCAAAGGGUCGCUGAGGCAGCAGUCGACAGCCUUAAGCAGCAGAUGCUGGAGAUGUGUCGCUCUGACACGCUUUCAAGAUCACGGGAGCAGCACAAUCGAGACAUGGAGGUCUUGAAAGAGCAGCAUGAAAUGGCACUGUUAAACUUGGAGCAGAAGCUGGACUCAACCUCUCAUGCUCUAAAGGAGCAGAGUGAAAUUGCUCAGCGUCUGCGUGAGCAGGUGAAGCAUACUGAGCGUCAAAGGGAAGAGGAUCAGCUCGACAGAGCCAAAGUUGUUAAUACACUGAGUCAGCGCCUGGAAGAGAGUCAACAACAAUGUGCCAAACUGCUGCAGACAAGUUCUGUGCAGGACAUGAGUCAACUGCAAAUCAAACUCCAGCAGGCUCUGUCAGCGAAGGUACUCAGUGAUAACAUGAAUAGAGUCUUACAGGAGGAUCUGGCUGAUUUGAAGGAACAGAUAACCAUGUAUGAGUCUGCUGUAAAACAUGGUGUCCUUUCAUUUGAGACAAAUGAUGACUGGGAGAACCAGCUGUCGGAAUCCUGCUCAGAUCUGGGAUUAAAGAAAACUAACUGGAAAAACACCAAUCUUCACAGUACUGCUCUGGCCAAUCUUCAGGACUCCAAGCUACCAAAAGAUGAUGCUAUACGGCUUCUCCGUGGUGAGAUGCAGCGGUGCCUGGCCCAUUUGAAGGGAAAACGGGUGAGACUCAGCCAACUGCAGGAAGAUCUCCAGCGCUCUCAGGCACAAGCAGCAGAGCUACAAACCAAAUUAGAAGAAGCCAAACUUUGCUCCUCAGUGAGUACCUGUGUCAGAGAAACCAGCCAGACGGAGCAACAUCAACUGAGUGGACAGUCGCAAAAUGAGUUAUUGAAGCUACAGGAAGACAAGAGGAACUUGCAGGAGCAAGUGGAGUUGCUCAAGAAGAAAAUCAUUGAGCUCAAACAGAGUGAGGACAAAGUCCGUGGUGCAAACGCUGAAUUGUGCACCAAGAUGAGGGAGAUGAUCCAAGAGCUGGACCAAGAGAAGCAAGAGGCGGCUCAAAGAUCCGAGCGCAUUCAUCAGCAGUUCAGAGAUGAUGUGGUGAACAAAGUGAAAUCAGAGCUCAUGCAGGAACACGACUCUCAAAUGCAAAUGCUGAGAGCUCAACAUGAUCAGGCCAUUCAACAGAUGCAAACACAGCUUUCUGAUGCCAAUGACAAGAUGUCUGCUGUCCAAGAGUGUUACAUAUCUGUCUGCAAGGAGAAGGACAUGCUGGAGGAGAGCCUGCGGAACCAAGAGGAGGAGGGAAGGAUGAUGAAAGAAACGGAGAAGAAGUUGAGGGAGGGAAGACGAGCAUCAUUUGACAAACUGAAGACAGAGCUUGAGGCUCAACAUCAGGCCACAUUAUUGGAGCUUAAAUCUCUCUGGACCAGGGAGAAGGAGACUGAGAUCCAGAAGCAGGUGGACUCUCAUGUAGACUCUGCUGAAGCCAGGUGGAAUGAGGAAAGGCUCCAGUUGGAGAGAACCUGGUCACAGCGUCUGGAGGAGGCCAGCAGAGACAAACAUUCCCCACUAACCAUGGAUGGAAGCAGUCAAACAGACGAGGUGAAGGGAAACAGUGUGACCAUAACAGUUGAGGAGCUUGAGUCAAAACUCUUGGCCCAGAAACUGCGCCUGCAACAGGAAGCUGACAAAGUGAAAUGUAAAGCUGUAAAUGAAGCACGAAAACAAGUGGAGAGAGAGGUUCAUGAGAAAAACUUGGAGGAGAUGGCCAAACAGGUAGAGGGAGCAGUGACUCGUGCUUACAAUCGCUGGAUUGAGGAUUUGACUUCCUUACCCGAGUAUCAGAGCUGUUUGGAGGCAGAACGGGAUAAGUGGGAAGAACUGAGUACAAUACAAACAGCACAGAAGGUAUCGCUGGCAGUCAGAGAAGCAGAGGAAAGGUGGCGCCAGAGGAGAAGCAUUAACCCAAAAGAGCAAAGCUCUGAAUCUCAGGUGGUUGUUGAUCUUCAAGAAGAGAUUGCAAAACUCCAGGACCAGCUAGAAAAGAUGAGGAAGGAACAAGAGGCUCUGCUGAAGGCUGAGCUGGCUGGAGCGAGAGCAGCCUGGAACCAGAAUAAACAGCAAGAGAUCUCCAACAUCCGACUCCGCUGUGAGCAGGUUUACCAGAGCAGGCUUCAGGAGCAGCAGAAAAAGCUGCAGGAAGCUUUGCAGAAAGCUACAGAAGAAGCCAAGCUCCAGCAGAAGGAGCUGCUGCUCCAGUUAGAGACCAAGUUUCGGCAGACAACUCUAGUCAGAGAGGAGGAAUGGAAAUGUCAGCAAGUGAAGAAGGAACAAGAUCUAAGACAACAAAUAGAGGAGGAGUUCUUGAGGAAGCUCCGGUCUGCUCUGGUAGAAGUUCAGAUGCAUAUUGUCAGAGAGCCUAAUGAUGAGGUUCCUGAUGAAAGUAGAACCAGCAUAUCUGGAGGGAGCAUAUGCGACAUAGUCCAUGUGUCCUGCAAAAAACUGGUCGACAGAGCAGUUUCCCAGGCAAAGAAGGAGUGGAAGAGGAUAAAUGAGGAGCGGUUGAGUCACGUCCUAAAAGAGACUCAGCAGCAACAUGAAAGAGAAAUCAACCAAAUAGAAAGUUCUGUGGUCCAGAGGGAGCAGGCCCGCUGUCGGAAGGAGUGUGUUGAGACAGCCAAGAAGCUUCACAGGAAAAACCAGGAGCUCCAGAAACACCUAGCAAAAGCUUGUCGUCAACUCCAGCAGACUGUCCGAGAUCACAAAACUACAGUGCAGAAGCUCAAAGAUGAGCAUGAAAGCAGCUUAGAAAAGUUGCGGGAUGAACAUCUCCAGCAGCUUGAGGAAGCAAAGCGUCAACAAGAAACUUCAGGGGCUUCAGAAUUACAAAGACUUCAGCAAAGCCUUGAAGAGAAGAAGCAGCAGUACUUGAGGACUGUGGAGAAAAUCAGAGGAGACAUGGCGCGUUACCUUCAGGAGAGUCGCGAGCGAGCAGAAGAGAUGUUACAGAAGGAGAGACACGACGCGGCCCGCCAGAUGAGGCACUACUACCUGAGCUGUGUGCAGGAGCUACUGGAGGACGGAGGGAAGGCGACAGGGGCAGAGAAGAAAAUAAUGAAUGCUGCCAGCAAGCUCGCAGCCAUGGCCAAAAUACUGGAGACGCCUCUCAAGAGUAAGUCUGGGAAGAACUGCUGCUUGACAAUUCCUGACUUCCCUGAUGAUGGGAACAUAGGAUUACCAAAAAGCAUCUCCACACAACUGGGUCUUUUGGACACCCGGGCACAGGUCGUCCAGGACAAGCAGAAUCCUCUGAAGCAGCAACAGAGUUCUACAUCUGAGAGUGGGAUCUCAGCUGAAACAGGAAGUAAAUCCCAGGCCUCCUCUUACACGCAGCUCCUCAAAACUUCCCCCAGUGUCGCACUGAAGAGUAAAAGUAGAAGCAGACUAACAUACAGGUCAGGAGGUCAAGCCUUCCUCACCCAGGAGCUUCCUGUUAGAGAUAACAAACACACGGACUGGAGCGCAAGCAGCAGUGACUCGGACCCCAAUAUCCGACUUCCCAGACCGCCUCUCUACGGAAGGAAUGUAGACCCUGUCAGGCCUUUUUCAUUGUCCACUGCGUCUGCUGCUGACUUCCGAGAGAUGGGUGAUCUAACGUCAAACUCCUCUGACCUGACUGUUUACAAAGACUUCAUGGAGAAGAUGGCUCAGACCCAAACUCAUCCCAAAGCAAUGGGGAGCUUGCACAGAGAGCCCACUCCCGGUUCUGAGGCUGAGCGGCAGCAGGCUGUUGACUCUAGACCUCAGUUUUCCGAGCUGAGGCGAUGCCAGCAGCAGGACAGCGGAUUUGACAGUCCAGUGUAUCACAAAAAAUAGUUCCACUGAAGUGAUUUUCAGAUUCACAUGGUGCCUUGACUCAAGUGUAUAUGGUUUACAUGUUAAACAGCCUCUAUGGAUGGUUCGUGUGUAUGUGCGUGCGCCCAGAACAGAAGGAUUUCAACCAGAUUUCUCUUUGGAUCACCUUAUUCUGGAAGUUUUUUUUUUUCUAUAAUCCCAAAAAUGUGCUGCAGUAUCUGUUUCUGCUGAGGACAUUUUGAGGAGAGAAUAGCUGCAAAUGUUUGGCUUGUUGACGGACUAUUUUUAUAUUUUUGUUAUGUUUUUAUAACGUGCUGUUGUCACAGUGUACACGUGUGUAACG